CUUUUCCCCUUCUCUCACAGUUCCGUCUUCCUCCCCGUCUCCAAACCCUAGCCCCGCCGCAGAGCCACCCUCAAUCCGCCGCCGCGCCACCAUGUCUCACGAACAGUUGGUUCUCCGCGGCACCAUGCGCGCCCACACCGACCAGGUCACCGCCAUCGCCACACCGAUCGACAACUCGGACAUGAUCGUCACCUCCUCCCGUGACAAAUCCAUCAUCGUCUGGGAUCUUACCAAGGACGACAAGAACUACGGCGUCGCCCGCCGUCGCCUCACCGGCCACUCCCAUUUCGUCCAGGACGUCGUUCUCUCCUCCGACGGCCAGUUCGCCCUCUCCGGCUCCUGGGACGGCGAGCUCCGGCUCUGGGAUCUCGCGGCCGGAGUCUCCGCCCGCCGCUUCGUCGGCCACACCAAGGACGUGCUCUCGGUCGCCUUCUCGAUCGACAACCGCCAGAUCGUGUCCGCCUCGCGUGACAAGUCAAUCAAGCUGUGGAACACCCUCGGCGAGUGCAAGUACACCAUUCAGGACGGAGACGGCCACUCCGAUUGGGUGAGCUGCGUUCGAUUCAGCCCCAACACUCUGCAGCCCACCAUUGUUUCCGCAUCCUGGGAUCGUACCGUGAAGGUGUGGAAUUUGACCAACUGCAAGCUGAGGAACACACUGCCUGGCCAUGGUGGGUAUGUGAACACCGUUGCGGUUUCUCCUGAUGGGUCACUGUGCGCCAGUGGAGGGAAAGACGGCGUGAUUUUGCUCUGGGAUUUGGCUGAGGGUAAGAGGCUGUACAAUUUGGAUGCCGGCGCUGUGAUUCAUGCGCUCUGCUUCAGCCCCAACAGGUACUGGCUGUGUGCUGCUACUGAGAACAGCAUUAAAAUCUGGGAUUUGGAGAGCAAGUCGAUUGUGGAGGACUUGAAGGUCGACCUGAAGGCCGAGGCCGAGAAAUCCGAGGGUGCUGCACCCAACACUCUCAAGGUAAACAUCCAUUGCACGAGCUUGAACUGGAGUGCAGAUGGAAGUACCUUGUUCAGCGGAUACACCGAUGGUGUGAUCCGAGUGUGGGGCAUUGGUCGCUCAUGAGAGCUGAAGCUUUUGCUAGUCAUCAGAGCAUUAAAGGAGAGACCUUUCUGUUUUUGUUCGAUUGUAGGGAUGAAACGGUUAUUGGGGACUUGGUUUUAAGUUUUUUCUUUGUCAUAGAAGUGAAGAAUGCUUAAGGUUCUGUUGAAGUUGGAUAUUUUCGUUUAUAAUGAGCCCUAAGCUGUUAUGUCAUUUUGAUCACAUAUUUAGCAUGUUUUUUUAUUUUGGAUUGAUGUCCUGGUUUUGCAACAUCCUCUGCUUGGUGCUGAUAAAUAUGUUUCUGAAGUUGAUGCAAUGUGUCGUUGUUACUUUGUUCCUCUAGGAUGCAGUUUUAUGGGCGGAUUUUAUCCUCUUCUAUACAUUAACGGGUCGUUUGCUUCAUGGAUUUG
Linum tenue is the source of this 1458-nucleotide messenger RNA. Lineage: Eukaryota; Viridiplantae; Streptophyta; Magnoliopsida; Malpighiales; Linaceae. The record is from the annotation of a GenBank genome assembly.